AUACAGCCCUGCAGAACUGUCAUUUCAGAACACCGAUCGGUGUGUAGUACUUCCGCCCCAAAGACAGCAGCUUUCUUUUUACUUCUGUCGAGGAAACAAUAAGCAACAUGAGUUCCCUCAAGCUUCAGAAGAGGCUAGCAGCCUCGGUUAUGCGAUGUGGCAAGAAGAAGGUCUGGUUGGAUCCUAACGAAAUCAACGAGAUCGGCAACACCAACUCCCGCCAGAGCAUCCGUAAGCUGAUCAAGGAUGGUUUGAUCAUCAAGAAGCCCGUCGUGGUGCACUCCCGUUUCCGCGUCCGCAAGAACACACUUGCCCGCCGUAAGGGGCGUCACUGCGGCUACGGAAAGAGGAAAGGUACGGCCAAUGCCCGUAUGCCCCAGAAGUUGCUGUGGAUGAACCGCAUGCGUGUCCUGCGUCGUCUGCUCAAGAAGUACCGAGAGGCCAAGAAGAUUGACCGUCAUCUGUACCACGAUCUGUACAUGCGCGCGAAGGGUAAUGUGUUCAAGAACAAGCGUAUCCUGAUGGAGCACAUCCACAAGCGAAAGGCCGAGAAGGCUCGCAGCAAGAUGCUGAGCGAUCAGGCCGAAGCCAAGCGUAACAAGGUUCGCGAGGCCCGCAGACGUCGUGAAGAGCGUAUCGCCAACAAGAAGCAGGAACUGCUCCAGACCAUUGCCAAGGAGGAGGAAACCGCACAACAGGUUGCGGCCACCGGCAAGAAGUAAGCGGCUGAUGGAGGAGGACACUUUCUACUGGAAGAGAGGGUGAACAUUUGUGUGAAUUUAAGUGAAGAUCGUAUUUUUAAGAAAGUUCAAACGCGAUACAAAAUAUUCAAUAACCCCUGGUUGGGAGAGAUAUGUUUGGAACCGGCGCUUUGACUUCAGAAAUGGUUGCACGGUGGUUUUGAAUAUAUUUCUUCAGAAAGAACUAA
Molecule: messenger RNA, 928 nt
Organism: Aedes aegypti (yellow fever mosquito)
Lineage: Eukaryota; Metazoa; Arthropoda; Insecta; Diptera; Culicidae
Gene: RpL19
Product: 60S ribosomal protein L19
Exons: 3
Coding region: 108-722 (204 amino acids)
Biological process (GO): translation
Cellular component (GO): cytosolic large ribosomal subunit; ribosome
Molecular function (GO): structural constituent of ribosome; RNA binding
Source: RefSeq, a predicted model, not a curated record